Artibeus jamaicensis (Jamaican fruit-eating bat) is the source of this 1899-nucleotide messenger RNA. Its product is annotated as butyrophilin subfamily 2 member A2-like. Lineage: Eukaryota; Metazoa; Chordata; Mammalia; Chiroptera; Phyllostomidae. Gene Ontology annotation, biological process: T cell receptor signaling pathway; regulation of cytokine production. The coding region runs from base 407 to 1513 and encodes 368 amino acids. Gene Ontology annotation, cellular component: external side of plasma membrane. The record is from RefSeq and is a predicted model, not a curated record. The transcript is spliced from 10 exons. Gene Ontology annotation, molecular function: signaling receptor binding.
AUUUAAACACGGGUUGCUUAUUUAAACACGGGCUAGAAGAACCGCGGGACCUUCUAGCCCAGAGGACUGACACCAGUGCACCAGCUCAUCCCCUAUAAUCCGAGCCUGCGGGUGCGGGUUCUGCCUGCCGGUUGGUUACCUGUCUGUCCCGCACGGAGGGGCGGGCUGCGGGGCAGGCCCCCCGCAUGGUCUGGGUCGGUUCCGAGACGGCGGCGGCCGGGCCCCUCCAGCACAGAAGUGAGGACCGGUCUCAGGACUAUGCAGAGUGGAAGAUGGCCCUCUUCCAGCCUGUUAUGGCGUGUUCCACAGUCACACCUACUCUGUGAGAGUUGGGACAUUCUCCACGUCUGCACCCCCAGGCUGCGCUCCGUCCCCCAGCCCUACCCUGUGACUGGUCCUUGGAGCUAUGGAGCCAGCUGCUCCCCUGCACGUCCCCCUGCCUCGCCCGCUGCUCUUCCUCCCCAUCCUCGGCUUGUCUGCACUGGUCUCAGCCCAGUUUUCGGUCGUGGGUCCAGCUGAGCCCAUCCUGGCCAUGGUGGGAGAAGACACCAUGUUAAGCUGCCACCUGUCGCCUGAGAGAAGUGCCGUGGACAUGGAGGUGCGCUGGUUCCGGGCUCAGUUCUCGCCCGCCGUGCUGGUGUACAAGGGCCAGCGCGAGAGGACAGAGGAGCAGAUGCAUCAGUACCAAGGACGGACAACCUUCAUGAUCGAAGACAUUCACAAAGGGAAGGUGGCCCUGGUCAUUCACAAUGUCACGGCCCGUGACAACGGCAUCUACCGCUGUUAUUUCCAACAAGGCAGGUCCUAUGACGAGGCCAUCAUGCGCCUGGUGGUGGCAGGUGUAGGGUCUAAGCCCCUCAUUGAGAUAAAGGGCCAGGAGGAAUGGGGCGUCUGGCUGGAGUGCACCUCCACAGGGUGGUACCCACAGCCCCAUGCAGUGUGGAGGGACCCCUAUGGUGAGAUCAUGCCCGCCCUGGAGGAAGCUUACACCGAGGACACAGAUGGCCUCUACAGGGUCACCAUGACCGUGAUUGUCGAGGACAGCUCUGUGAGGAAUGCAUCCUGUUUGGUGAACAACACCCUGCUGGGCCAGGAGAGGGACACUGUGGUCUUCAUUCCAGUCUUUGUUCCAGAAGUAUUGGUCAUCCCCAGCGCGCCUGCCUGGGGGGUGGCCCUGGCUGUCCUCCUGCCGGCUCUGCUCUUCUUCAUCAUCGUCGGGAUCAUCGGCCUCUUCUCGAAACGCCACAAGGAGAAAGAAACUCUCUCACUGGAAAGAGAUUUUGAAGAUAAAGAGGAAGAAACUGCACGGAAAGAACUGGAGCAACUUCAAGAAGAAUUGCGGUGGAGAAGAGGCCUCUUGCAUGCUGGGAGCAAAGCCCCAGGCUUCACCAGACACCAUGGUGCUCGCACCUUUCCACUUCAGGUGAAUCUCAGAACUGUCACCGUCGCACACAGCAAGGUGGGGAAAGGAGAAAACCCUGUUCCCACAGUGGACGUGCAGGGGGCUCGGUGACACACCUGCAGGUGGGCAGGUCUGUGGGACAUCAGGGUCUGAAGCAUCUCCUGUCCCCAGAUGGUGGCUCCAGACCCAGGCACUAAAGCAAGGCUGCACGGAAACACUUCCCCAGCAUCUGUCCCCAGAUGCGCCUCUCAGGUGGCCGAUUGACUCUUAGGGACAUUGUCCUUUCCUACCCUCUGAAGAGAGCCCUGUUAGUCCCUUAAGUCAUAUGUCACCUGGAGAAACUGGUGGAAAACACAGGGCCAGUGAAGGGACCCUCCACUGCCCAGCAUCUGUUUUAGAAGAAGUGGCCUGAGUGCUUUACUGAGAGGGGGAGGGAAAGGGUCUCUGGGGUUUGAAGCCAAUUUGGAAAGUUUGCAACUGAAAAGAUCCUUUGUCAU